Messenger RNA from Dictyostelium discoideum AX4, 1545 nucleotides. RefSeq names its product DNA excision repair protein 1 (gene ercc1). Gene Ontology annotation, biological process: DNA repair. Gene Ontology annotation, molecular function: damaged DNA binding. Gene Ontology annotation, cellular component: nucleus. The coding region runs from base 1 to 1545 and encodes 514 amino acids. The transcript has a single exon. The record is from RefSeq and is a predicted model, not a curated record. Lineage: Eukaryota; Evosea; Eumycetozoa; Dictyosteliales; Dictyosteliaceae.
AUGAGUUCUCAACAAACAGAUAAUAACCCAAUACCGACAACCACUACAAAUAAUAAUACUAAUAAUGAUAAUGAUAUAGCAUCCACCAAUAACAAUACCAAUAAUGAUGAUGAUUCAACCACCACAAAUACAUCAACAAACAAACCAAGAAAAAGGUUUGUUAUUCCUUCAGCAAGUCAGGCAUUAAAAAAAAGUGAUCUUUCCAUGGUAGAAAUAAAUUCAAAAUUAAAACAAGCUGAAGAAAAUGCAAAACAGGCUGAAGAUUUACAAAAAUCAAAUGCUAUCAUUUUAACACCAAAAUCAACGACAACAAUGACAACGACAACAACACCUGUACAACAAAGAAUGCCAAUACCAUCAAUUCUAGCAAAAAGAAAUGUAAAUACAACAACAACAACAUCAACAUCACCACUAUCAACGUCACCUCCAAUAUCAUCACCAUUACAAACACCAUACUAUUCACCAUCAUUUGUAAAGAAUCCAACAUCACCAGCACCAAUUAAUAAACCAAUUGGACCUUCAUUACCAAUGAGACCAUCAUUACCAAAGAAACCAGCAGCCUAUUCAACUACAUUAUCAACAUAUUCAUCAUCAUCAUCAUCAUAUUCAUCAUCAACAACUACACAAAAUUAUCAACAUAUUGAUAAAAUUUAUGCAAAUUCAAAACAAAGGGGUAGUUUAAUGAUGAAUUCAUUCUCAAAGAAUAUAAUAAUUGAAUAUAGUGAAUUGCAAUACCCAGAUUUCAUAUUGAAUUCAAAUACAUUGGUAUUCUAUUUACCAUCAUUAAAAACCCAUCGUGAUAAUCCAAAUUUAAUUCAAGAUCGUAUUAAAGGUUUAUCAACACUAAUGACCAAUAGUGACUCAUUCACUUUACGUAUACUAUUGGUAUUUGCUGAUUUAAGUGAUUCUGAUAAUUGUGAACAAUUUAUAAAUGAAUUAAAUUUAAUUGCAAUUAAAUUACAAUUUACAUUGAUUGUAUGUUGGAGUCAAAUUGAGGCUGCUAAAUAUUUAGAAGCUUAUAAAACAUUUAAUAAUCGUGCACCUGACCCAAUUAAAGCUCGUGCUCAACCCAUUGAAUUAGGUGGUAAAUCAAAGAAUGAGCAAGUCCUAACUUCAAUUAAAUCUGUAAAUAAAACUGAUGCUACAACACUUUUGAAAAAUUUUCAAACAAUGCAACAAAUUUUCACUUGUCAAAAAACUACACUUUCAAAAUUACCUGGUUUUGGUCCUGUAAAAGUUCAAAAGUUUUAUAAUACAAUUAAUCAACCUUUUAAAACUAAACCUUCAACAAAAACAACAACAACAACAACAACAACAACUACCACUACCACCUCGGCAAAUAUAUCCUCAAAUAAUAAUAAUAAUAAUAUUAAUACUAAUGAUGGUAAUAAUAAUAAUAAUACAAUUAAUAAUAUUAAUUUUAAUAAUGAUGAGAAUGAAGUGGAUCAAGAUCCUCUCAAUUUUUCAUUUGACUUUGGUGGUAAUGGUAAUGGUGAUGGUGAUAGUGAUGGUGAUGGUGAAAGUGAAAAUCAAAUAAAUACUUAA